Molecule: messenger RNA, 1217 nt
Organism: Coffea eugenioides
Lineage: Eukaryota; Viridiplantae; Streptophyta; Magnoliopsida; Gentianales; Rubiaceae
Product: nuclear transcription factor Y subunit C-9-like
Exons: 5
Coding region: 213-896 (227 amino acids)
Biological process (GO): regulation of DNA-templated transcription
Cellular component (GO): nucleus
Molecular function (GO): protein heterodimerization activity; DNA binding; DNA-binding transcription activator activity, RNA polymerase II-specific
Source: RefSeq, a predicted model, not a curated record
AAACAAAAAGGCAAAUAUAGUGACAACAUCACAUGCAGUUUGGACUUGGGAUUCACUCUAUCCUCUGUCUCCGUUUAUCCCUAUUCUUAAACCCUUGAGGUCCCUUGAAGUCUAGGGCUAUUUGAUCCUGAGCAGAAUUGAAGUUUCAAGUAAGUGAAUUUGAGUGAAAGGAAGUGAAUAUCCUAAAGCUUUUACCUAAGACUUGACAAAACAUGGAUCAGCAAGGAAACGGACAACUUCCAGCUGGUCCAGUUCAAGCUCCUCAAACAGCUGGCCUUCCUGCCUCUUCUACUCAGAUGGCGCAACACCAGCUUGCCUAUCAGCACAUUCACCAGCAACAACAGCAGCAAUUGCAGCAACAGCUCCAGAACUUUUGGGCAAACCAGUACCAAGAAAUUGAGCAAGUGACUGAUUUCAAGAAUCAUAGCCUGCCAUUGGCCAGGAUCAAGAAAAUAAUGAAAGCGGAUGAAGAUGUUAGAAUGAUUUCAGCAGAAGCACCAGUUAUAUUUGCCCGGGCCUGUGAGAUGUUUAUCCUCGAGUUAACCCUGCGUGCGUGGAACCACACAGAGGAGAAUAAGAGGAGGACCCUUCAAAAAAAUGACAUUGCAGCAGCCAUCACUAGGACUGACAUAUUUGAUUUUUUGGUUGACAUAGUACCAAGAGAGGACUUGAAAGAGGAGAUGCUUGCAUCAAUCCCCAGAGGGCCCCUUCCUGUUGGAGGUCCUGCAGAGGGUGUCCCUUACUACUACAUGUCAGCCCAGUCUGCUCCACCGGUUGGAGCUCCAGGGAUGUAUAUGGGUAAACCCGUUGAUCAAGCUCUUUAUGGCCAUCAGCCUCGUCCUUAUAUGCCUCAGCAGAUGUGGCCACACCAACAGCAACCACCUGCCGAUUCUUAGGCAGAAGUGAAGAAUUAUCCAACUGAGUUGUGAGAGAUUUUUCAGAUCAAGUACUGGAGACAUACCAAACUGAUAGAUGACUGCAUAGAGAGACUUUAAAAGACAGAAGAAUAUGUGUUGCACCUUUGUUAUUCCUAAGUUAUGUAACUAAAUUCUGCACAAAUUCAGUUUUAAGGCUUAAGUAGUGUUUAACUAUGUACUAGUUAAGUUAGAUUGUCAUGGUUUGUGGCUAAUAACAUGUACCAGCCUGUUUGGGCUGCCUACUGUCCAUGUUUUCCAGAUUUGCGACUGAUCUGUCUAGUUUGUCGGUGUAUCUUUCAA